GUUUCUACCGCUUCAGAAUUUCUUAGUCGCUGACCAAAGGAGAGGCGUGGCCCACUCAUAAAGACAAGGACAGUAAGACAAAACCUAACUGAAUAGCCCACCAAGAGCAGCCGCCUCUUCAUCAAGAACAAGAGCAUUGUCACCAUUAGCAUAUGGUGAACGAAGAAAGUACAAGAAACAAAAAUAGAAGAUGCCGCUUCAACUUCGCCCCAGCGAUCUCGAAGAUCUGUCGCUGAUAGUGGAAACAUACUUUGAGGCUUUUGCCCAAGACCCAAUCCAUCAGCGCUUUGCCCCAAGAGGGACCAAGUCGGCUUACGACUUCUGGUAUUCGUCGCUGGAAGCCGAAAUGCGCGACGAAAACAACCACUUCCUCUCUGUCUGGGACGAUUCUACCACGCCAGAGACAUUUGCGGGCUUUGCCAAGUGGAUUGUUCCAGGGGCGCAUCCAGAGCCUCUUCCGCCAGUGGAAGCCUGGCCCAGCGAUGGCGACCAAAAGUUUUCGUCGUUUUUCUUUGGGAGGCUGAAUGACAUGCAUCACGAGGCUAUGGGAGAGCGGCCACACUGGUAUCUCGAACUUUUGGCUGUCAAGCCCCAAUUUCAGGGCAAAGGCGCCGCAAGCUUGAUGCUAAAGUAUGGCGUUGAGAAGGCUGACGAGGACAAGGUGGAGUGCUUUUUGGAUGCAUCUCCUGCGGGCCAGCCUAUCUAUGAGAGAUAUGGAUUCCGAGUCGUACAGACGGAUACUUUCUUGGAGGGAACUUACAUCCAGUGCGCGAUGAGAAGGGACGCGAAGAGGUGAUAAUUUUCCCGGCGUUGGCAGUCAUUGGCGUCGUCGUUGUUGUUGUUUCUUGUUAUUGGGCCUUGUGCUUCUUCAUUUAUCUACCAGGAAAAGAAUUUACUGUCAUGAUAUGAACGAAUGGAAUAUUUGAGCAAUGUUAUUGAGAUUUUGUACUUGGAAUACUAAUGCAAUACGAACAUUUGUCG
Messenger RNA from Trichoderma asperellum CBS 433.97, 981 nucleotides. The record is from RefSeq and is a predicted model, not a curated record. Lineage: Eukaryota; Fungi; Ascomycota; Sordariomycetes; Hypocreales; Hypocreaceae.